AGAGAACUCAAUAGCAUUGUUUCCAGCCAAGUUUCGUGAGAUCAUGUGGAUCAGACGAGGAAGCUUUUUAGUGAUUUGUAAAGGAAAGUUACUUCUAUGGUAUGUAAAGUUCUAUUCUCUGACCAAGUCUGUCUCCUUCAGAAGUCUGCUGAAUGGCCUGAAAUCUUCAGAGAUAAUAAGCCUAUUCCUGCUGAUGAAAGCUCUCAAAUAUCCAUGAGACAGCAAGACGGUGAGAUAGUUUUGGUUGAUGCGAGUGAUGAUGAUAGCAUGCCUCCAUCGGAGCAAACACAAACAGGUUGAGACCGUUUGGGUUGAAGUGUGGUGCAGAAUCAGAUUCUGGAUCAGAGUAUGAUUCAUUGAAACAUUGCUGUCAUGGCUUUCACAACAGGGUCUCUUAACUCAGAGAUUAAACCACCACUUACUUUGUACCCCUUGUUCAUCGCCAACCAAAAAAUAACCGUUGGUUGGUCAGGACCAGACGCCACUGGAAUGUGCACCAUUGGUUGUUGAGCUUGCCCCUGUGGUUAUGGCUUGAUUUGGAGAAUUAUAAACCAAUUUAUAAAGCCUUAAAAACUAGUUAAAAGCUUAUCAAAUGAUUCAUAAAGGUUUGUAAGUUAACUUAGAA
Messenger RNA from Eruca vesicaria subsp. sativa (arugula), 625 nucleotides. The record is from the annotation of a GenBank genome assembly. Lineage: Eukaryota; Viridiplantae; Streptophyta; Magnoliopsida; Brassicales; Brassicaceae.